CACGCGUAUUCGCCAGUUCAAUCAUUCCCAGCCACCAAACAUGCUUCGUCGUAGCCACAAGAAGUCAAGGGGAGGAUGCCUGGAAUGUAAGAGACGCCAUAUCAAAUGCGAUGAACAGCGUCCCAUAUGCCUUCUGUGCAUCAGAUCCGAGCGGGAGUGCAGUUAUGGAUCUCGGACCUCACGGGACAGUCGAUCGGCAGAACAUUCACCCUCACAGAAUGGAUACACAAGUUCAAACACCGCUCAAAGCCAAACUGGUACGCCUUCAACACCAGCGUCUAUUUCCGAUGUCGACUCGAAUGUUCGAAAUGUCAGGGACGAUCGAGACUUGCCACCCGAUGACGCCGUUAACAUGAACCACAUGGAGCUCGUGGCGCACAUCACCCUCGACAACGGCAUGUUCAAUCUCGGUGUCGGCAUGGAAUGGUACCACCCAGCCGGUCUCUCCCUCGCGCUCAAGACUGGUCUCGAGGCACCGUUCCUCAUGCACCAGCUGCUCGCGUUCUCCGCCCGUCACCUAGCAUUUCUGUAUCCCGAGCGUUCGACCUUGUUUCUCCACCAGGCCAUGACCCUCCAAACCCGUGCCAUUUCGCUAUUCAACUCAACGUGGGCUCAGGUCGACCAUUCCAACUGCGUUUCCGUUCUCCUCUUCUCGUCAGUACUGGGCCACCACCUCCUUGCCGACACGCUCGCUAAGCGCGAAACGGGUGGCCUCGACGCUUUCGUCAAGUACUACGCUCACUGUGCGGGGAUGCAGAGGGGCGUCGUAGCCGUUGCUAAAUCCGCGUGGCCGCUGCUAAUGGAAUCGGAGCUCGAGCCCAUCCUCUCCCUGAGCUCGGCAUUCACGAGUCGCGCGCCCACAGGCACGCACUGCCAGCGAGCUAUGGAACUCAUCGAAAGUGCAAACAACCUAGACGCCGAAGACCGGGCAGCAUGUCGACUGGCAGUCCAUUACCUGCAGGUUGGGUUGGACGCAGUGCUUUCCGAGGAGGAGCAGGGCAAUCAAUAUCAAAUGGUGUUUUCGUGGACGACACUGAUGGCACCGGAGUUUAUGGGGCUCUUGACGUCAAAGCGACCGGAAGCUUUGGUCGUCAUGGCGUAUUAUGCGCUGUUGUUGCAUCAUGGGCGGAGUAUGUGGCAGGUUGGCGAUGCGGGCGCGUAUAUAAUGGGUAUCAUCUCGGACUAUCUUGGGUCGGAAUGGGAUCACUGGCUUGAGUAUCCUAGGCAGGAAAUAGCAAAAGAUACCCGGUGAGCCAUCUCAAGGUCUUGUUCGGGGUGUUUGCUUAAGAUACUCUAAGCCAUAUUUGACAUGAGCAUAACUAGUACUAAUUUUAAUCUUCGCUAACUUGACGC
Messenger RNA from Dothidotthia symphoricarpi CBS 119687, 1353 nucleotides. Its product is annotated as putative C6 finger domain protein. Gene Ontology annotation, biological process: regulation of transcription by RNA polymerase II. Gene Ontology annotation, molecular function: DNA-binding transcription activator activity, RNA polymerase II-specific; zinc ion binding. The record is from RefSeq and is a predicted model, not a curated record. The transcript is spliced from 3 exons. The coding region runs from base 41 to 1252 and encodes 403 amino acids. NCBI's taxonomy places the organism in Eukaryota, Fungi, Ascomycota, Dothideomycetes, Pleosporales, Dothidotthiaceae.